AUGCCGAACAUGCAGUGGAACCACGAAGCCGACGCAAAGCUCCUAGCCGCCAUCCUCAAAGUCCACAGCUUCAGCGUCAGCUACCAAGCCCUCGCCGAAGAAAUGGGCCAAGACUGCACCCCAAAAGCCGUCACGCACCGCAUCGCGAAGCUCAAGGCCAUCGCCAAGGGCAGCGGCAACACCAGCGCCAGCGCUCCCUCCACGCCGCGCAAGCCCCGCACCCCCGCCAAGAAGGGUGCCACAACGGACAGCAGCAAGAAGCGCAAGCGCGGCAGUGGCAGCGUCGUCAGUGGCAGCGUGGUCGCUAGCAUCGAGACGGAUGGCCCCGGCGGCUUUAAGGCGGCGCAGCACACGUACGAUGAGGACGACGAUGAUGACGAGGAGCUCCCGGUCGUUAAGCGCGAGAAGAGCGAUGCUGAGGGGGAGGAAGAUGCUGCUGCUGUUUAUGCGGAGCGCGUUUAUGGUGAUUACGCUGGUGAGCUCGAUAUUUAG
Molecule: messenger RNA, 492 nt
Organism: Aplosporella prunicola CBS 121167
Lineage: Eukaryota; Fungi; Ascomycota; Dothideomycetes; Botryosphaeriales; Aplosporellaceae
Exons: 3
Coding region: 1-492 (163 amino acids)
Source: RefSeq, a predicted model, not a curated record